Mollisia scopiformis is the source of this 867-nucleotide messenger RNA. RefSeq lists its product as uncharacterized. Gene Ontology annotation, biological process: negative regulation of DNA-templated transcription. The record is from RefSeq and is a predicted model, not a curated record. The coding region runs from base 1 to 867 and encodes 288 amino acids. The transcript has 3 exons. Lineage: Eukaryota; Fungi; Ascomycota; Leotiomycetes; Helotiales; Mollisiaceae. Gene Ontology annotation, molecular function: DNA-binding transcription factor activity.
AUGAGUAGUGAAAUUACAGCACUCGAGAAUGAUAUCAAGGAGUACAAGCUCCAGUUGGAGGCAGUCCAGCUGGGGCUCCAAGCAGAUCCGGACAGUGCAGAGCUUCAGGAACUAAAGACUGAACUCGAACAAGUCAUUUCCCUCACCGAAGCUACGAUUGCAGAACUAAAACCCGCUUCAGUGCAAGCAGUUGUACCCGAAAAAGCAGCAGAACCAGUGAAGGAGAAGUGGUCUCGAGAGAAUCACCCGGCGUUCAAAAAGACCGCUGCUGCAGAAGAGGCAGAGACGACGACAACUUUCAAAGUAAAUGAUAUGGUACUGGCAAAAUGGCACUCUGGAGAUAAGGGUUUCUAUCCAGCUCGAAUCACGUCGAUCACAGGCUCUUCUACAUCGCCAGUAUACAUUGUCAAGUUCAAGAAUUAUGACACUACGGAAACUCUGCGAGCCAAAGACAUCAAACCCAUUGCCAAUGCAAACAAGCGCAAAGCUGAUGGAACACCAGUGGUUGCUUCUCUACCUCCACCACCUCCCGUCAAUACCAACGUCAUUUCUGCGGCAGCGGAUAUCAACCCUGAGCUUGCUCAGCAAACUAAGCGUGAGCCAAGUAAGGUCAGUGAUGGUCCUGUCAGACCUGCCAAAGUGCCCAAGAAGAUCAAAGCAAACAAAGAAUUGGAAGCUGGCAAAUCAAAGUGGCAGGACUUCGCCCAAAAAGGCAAAUUCGGAAAGACUGCAAAGAAGGAGAGCAUGUUUCGUACACCAGAAGGAGUUCAUGGCCGAGUUGGUUUCACAGGUUCGGGUCAAUCGAUGCGGAAGGAUCCUACUCGAAGUCGGCACAUAUACCAAACCAAUGGAGACGAUGAGUUUUAG